Balearica regulorum gibbericeps (East African grey crowned-crane) is the source of this 456-nucleotide messenger RNA. NCBI's taxonomy places the organism in Eukaryota, Metazoa, Chordata, Aves, Gruiformes, Gruidae. The record is from RefSeq and is a predicted model, not a curated record.
AUGUCGCUUCAGAGCUACAGUGUGUCUGCAUUGCUGAUGUCGGUGCGAGCUAAUAAGCUUUGCACAACCUGGCCUAACUUCAGAGGGAAGUGUGUAAGGGACCAGAGCAUCGUCCCUGGUUCCAGGAAGGUGAUGCAGAGGCAUCUGAGCCUGUGCUCUGGAGGGAAGGGAGCAGUAUAUAGCUUUGAUCCAGUAGGCUCAUACCAGAGAGAUUCUUUCAAAGCAGGUGGAUCAGCAAGUGCCAUGCUGCAACCCUUGCUUGAUAACCAGAUUGGUUUCAAGAACAUGCAAAAUGUGGAACAUGUACCGCUGACGCUGGAAAAGGCUUUGCAGCUGGUUAAAGACGUCUUUAUUUCUGCUGCCGAGAGAGACGUGUACACUGGAGAUGCACUUAAGAUUUGCGUUGUCACAAAAGAUGGAAUUAAAGAGGAAACUGUCCAGUUACGAAGAGACUAA